Molecule: messenger RNA, 2544 nt
Organism: Cladocopium goreaui
Lineage: Eukaryota; Dinophyceae; Suessiales; Symbiodiniaceae
Source: the annotation of a GenBank genome assembly
AUGACGCGGGCCAAUGGCUCCAAUGGUUCCAGCUCCACAGCCCUGUUGAGGCAGAUUCUCCAUUUUGUGAUUCCCAUCACUGCAGCCUAUGCCCUGGAAGGAGUCGCUACCCUGGUCCCGAUCUGGGCUGCGGCUCAUGGCGGGAGUCCCGAUGAGACCGAAGCCACCUUUCGGGUGGGCGCUGUUGGCUUGGGAAAUACCGUGGUGAUUUGUAUCGCCCUGGUGGUGAAAUCUGGCUGGGCUGGGGCUCAAGAUACCUUGGUCUCACAGGCUUACGGCAUGAAAGAUUUUCGAAAGGCCAGAGAUCAUUUGAACUGUUGUCAAAUUUGGAUGUGUUUCCUGGCUGCGAUUUGUUCAGUGCUCCUCCUUUCCACUGAACGGAUCCUGAUUUCGACGCGCUGUGCUACUGAGCAGCUGGCGGCCGAGACGUUCAGAUAUGUUCUGGGCUGUAUUCCAGGGGUUUGGCUCGAGUUUCAGUACGACGCCCUAAGGAAAUUCCUGAUGAAUCAGCAGAUCCCAUCCCCAGGGCUGUGGGUCUUAUGUGCUGCCGUGCCUGCUCAUUGGGCCAUGUGCGUCUUGCUGCUGGAAUGUGGCUUAUCCAUUGAUCCUCUGGUGGCCAUUGGUAUUGCCUUCUCUGUUAGGUCCGCUGUGUCAUUUUUUCUGCUGGCGGGAUACAUGACGCUGUUCCAGCCCACACCCAGUUGUAUCGGCUGGUGGCGCAUCUGGGAAUCUCGGGAGGCCUUGAGUUGGAAGGGACUCAAGUCGUACUCUCGGAUUGCAAUACCGUCCGUUGCCAUGUAUGGCUUUGACUGGUGGGCCUACGAGCUGCUCACUUUAUUGGCGGGUGGCUUGAGGAGCGAAACCCAACUGGCCGCCCAUGUGGCCGCCACCACCGCCUCCGACUGGGCCUUCCUGGUGGUGCGCGGGGCACCCAAGGCGGCGACGGCGCUGGUGGGGGCCGCCAUGGGGCAGAAGGAUAUCUUCCGAGUGCAUCAGGUGGUGAGGGCGUGUCUCAGGCUCACCUGCGCGAUGUGUGGCGGUUUGGUGAUUUUCUGUUGGUUUGGCCGGGCCAAGCUGACCCAUCUGCUGCUGCCUGAUGAGCCGGUGACGCAGGCGAUUUUUGCCAAGUUGCUAAUAUGUGUAUUGCUUCAACUUUUGGUGGAUGGCUUAAACAGCUGCUACAGCGGCGUCUUCGCGGGGCUCGGACGGCAGGGUGCUGUGUCGGUGGGGUUGUUCACCUUCCAGUGGGUGGCGCAACUGCCUGGUGCUUUUAUUUUGGGCUACCACUUUGAGAUGGGAGCCCUGGGUCUUCAUUUAGCCUCGAUGAUUGCCUCGGUGCUGAACUGCGGCUACAACUACAUGUUGAUGAAACGGAGUUUGAAGGCCUUGGGACCUGAAAUCAACAUGAAGGACGACCAAUGGAAACUUCGCCUUGUUGAGCUCUUUUUUGCCGAGAACGGCAUGGGCUUGAUGGACCUCUUGUGGGGAUUUCUGUUGGACGUGCCAGUGGAUACUUCCCUGGCAAGCUGGAAUGUUUUGGCUGGCUACUUCUGCAACGUUGUGCUGGCCUUGCUUCACCACUUCCCAAACAAGGUGGCAGGAUACCUGCGUGACCGAGGGGACGCUGUAUUCACAAGCUUCAUCUUCUUAGGUACGAGGUGCAUCGCAGAGCUUUUCGCUGUUUUGAUUUGUUUGGCAGAGACCUUAGACUUUGACAGAUUGGAGGACAUAGAGGGGCCUCCGGUCUUCCCAGUGGAUGGCUUGAUGAUCCGCUUGGUGCAACAGUUUUCAGGUGUCCGUCCCGAUGGGGAUGAUGCGGAUGAACACUUGGCCCUUGUGAUCAAGACGGUUCUGUCGCAGGCCUGCAGCAAUAGCAUUACUUUUGCUUGUGCUGUAGUUGAGCAGAUGUCAUCGUUUGAAGUCCUUGGAACCUUGUUGGACAAGGUGGUGGACAUGAAAUCUGCCGCCGCCGCUUCCGUGGUCUCCAUGGCCGUGUCGCGCUUCUUCCACUUGACGCCAAAUCCCCUGUUGCCUAUGAGAGGGCCCAACUUGCUGAAACCUCUUGAGGAGGAGACGCCGCAAGAGAUUCCUGAAGCGGAGUCAUAUUGCUUGGGAAUCCCCGAGGCGUCGAGUGCCUUGGUGCAGUGUUUGUCCAAAGAGCUGCCGCGGCUGUGUGAUGGCAUUUUCGGUCCGCAACCACAGGCGCCCAGGCUCUCUGGGAUGGCACCGUCGGUGCCAGAACCAGAGCCCCUGCGCGAAGCCAUCAAGAUGCUGCUGGAGGUGAAGGAGGGCGAACUCUUCAAGCAGGAGACCUGGGAUCUCUUCCAUGCCCUGGCAUCACCAGAGGAGGUGCUCCGAGCCAUGAAAGGCGUAAACCGCGAGGAGAACUCCUCCGAGGCAUGGCUACGUGCUCAGAUGCUGUCCCGGCUACGCAGUAGCAGGGCGGCAGCCGGCGAGCUCAGUGUUCCAAAGAAAGUCUACUUCCUUCCAGAGGCUGAUCCAACGUUGGCAGAGCCAACCGAAGCCAAUCCAUCUCUGGGAUGA